AUGUCAGAGGACUCCAUUGUCAAUCUCGAAUACCGCGGCCGAGUCGCCGUGCUCACCAUCGACAAUGACCGUAAGCUCAAUUCGAUGGGCCUGACGCAAUAUUACGACCUCGCCCAGAAGAUGCGCGAGAUUGCGACUCACGAUGAGGUUUUCAUCACAGUUAUCCAGGCAAAGGGCCGCUACUUUUCCGCAGGUGCCGACGUUUCCCUCGCCGAAAGCGCGCCAACAAGCGGCCCCGACAUACACAGGCACUGGCUCCAAUCCUUCGCAGCCUUCAAUCUCAACAUCACCCACGCCUUCACCACCCACCCCAAGAUCCUCGUCGUCGGCCUCAAUGGGCCUGUCAUCGGCCUGACCGCUGCCCUCAUUGCCUUCGCCGACUUCAUCUACGCCGCGCCCCACUCCUUUUUGCUCACACCGUUUUCCUCGCUGGGUCUUGUUGCCGAGGGCGGUGCCUCCCGCGCGCUGGUCACCCGUCUCGGCAUCGCAAAGGCCAACGAGGCGCUGAUUAUGAGCCGCCGGCUGUCGGCGCAGGAGCUUGAGCGGUGCGGGUUCGUGAAUGCCAUCUUCGAGGUCGGCAAGGGCGAGGACGAGAAGUUCCGCGGGCUGGUGAUGAAGGAGGUGGAUGAGCGCCUCGGAGAACAUCUGAUCGGUUCGAGCCUGAUCGAGAUCAAGAAGCUAAUCCGGAAGCCGGAGCUGGAAACAAUCCACAACCAGAACGUGCAUGAGGUCUUUGCCGGUCUGGAGCGGUUCAUAAAGGGGAUACCGCAGGAGGAGUUUCGCAAGGUUGCGAGCGGUGCUAAGAGACAUAAGCUCUGA
This is a messenger RNA of Ilyonectria robusta, 819 nucleotides long. Its product is annotated as ClpP/crotonase-like domain-containing protein. The transcript has 2 exons. NCBI's taxonomy places the organism in Eukaryota, Fungi, Ascomycota, Sordariomycetes, Hypocreales, Nectriaceae. Gene Ontology annotation, cellular component: peroxisomal matrix. The record is from RefSeq and is a predicted model, not a curated record. The coding region runs from base 1 to 819 and encodes 272 amino acids. Gene Ontology annotation, biological process: fatty acid beta-oxidation.